UGGAAGUGCUCGCACGCUUUAACGGCAUUCAAAAACUUCAGGAUGGUGAAAAAUUCGCGCCGCGAUGCCUAAAAUAUACAUUAAAUAAAGCAAAUAGCACAACUAUUUGGCCGACCGAAGGGUGGUGCCUUUAUAACAGUUGUGGGUUGUGUGCAGGGAGUGCAUCAAACCGAACAGAAAAAUGUGUUUCAAACAGUAGUUAAAAGUGAAAGUAGUACGAAGUUAAAUAGUUCAGUAGAAAAACAAAAUUAUCGCAGAGCACUUCAUGAGACUCGUGCGAAGAUAUCAGACGCAAAGAUGCUUCGUGUUUUUUACGUGAAUGUUUGUGUGUACCUUGAUUUACCGCGUUCGACAAAUGCUGCCUUAACAUAAGGACCAAGUGAAAUGACAUAAACACUUUUACUGCAGACGUGCACCGCCAAAGAUCUACAAAUGCACACGCGAGCUUUCGCAUACAUACAAACACACAUGAAAUUGCAUACACCCACAUAACUCAUGUAAGAGUUCUUCUUAAGUUUUUCGUGAGUGCAGUGCAAACUAAGCUGUGACAGUAGCGGCGAAGACAAAGUCUUUCAUUAACUUGAAAAUCAAAAAAAUUCCAAGCAAAAAGUAUUACGGAGAAUAUACUAAGUAGUAGUAGCAGUACCAAUAUAUACAUAGGUAUAUAAGAAUGCAAAUAGUAAAAAAUGUGUUUGUAUGAAUCGAGUCAAGGUCAAAAACUUACACCGUAAUGACGGCUCAGCUCCGCAUUCCAGUUUGUGCACAGGCUUGCCGGGUCACCAUCAGUCAGGAAAUGGCGGAACCGGUGAAGUGAUGAAUGUAUAAAACUCAUUACCGUAGAACCAAUGACCAAGCCCAAUCAUGCAUAUCGAAGUGCAGAAUCUAAUUAAUAUUGUCGGUCAGUGCAUCACAUAUUCAAACAACAACAACAACAAAAAGAACAUCAAGCACGAGCGCGGCGCUAAGUGUAUAUCGAGUGUAGUUUAAUUAUACCUCUCCGAUACUGUGUUGCCGCCGAGGUGGCGGAACCUAGUGCACGCUGCGGAUAACCGCCGGAACAACCUAAGGCGGAUGCAGGGUUGCAGCUGCAAUUUGCUGUGUAUUUUCCACUUUUUGCGGCACAAUGACCAAUACGGUUCGGAUACUACUUCUGUUAAGUGCCGCACAAAUUAGGCCGUUGAAGCGACUGGCGGCAUAAAUAAACUUCGGAUCGGGCUUUCGGUCGAGUCUUUCAUGCGAGUAGUGAUUUUUUUUAUAGGGAAAACGCAUGAAAUUGUUUAGCAGCAUUCAAUGAAAUCUUAUAAGACAUUUCCUUCGCGACGUAAGCGAUGGCGUAAUUUAUAUUUGAAAUUUGUCUAACGGUGUAGAGAACGGUCAGUUUAACCUCAUUAGAAAUCAGGCGGCAAGCUGAUUUACUGAGUGUGCGCACAUAAAUAACAGCAAAAACAAUUAGGUAACAGCAACUGCUAUGUAGAAAGAUGGUAUCGUUGGCGGAAAUUAACACCACAGCGGCAAUGACGCCGAGCGGCUUCUUCCGGCUAUACGGUCUCAACGUCGGCGGUGAUGACGAUGACAUCGUUAUAAAUGGCAGUGGUGAUGGUGAUAACAACGAGGUGGAAAGGGUUGUUAUGGACGCUUGGAAUACAUUUGGCAGCUCAAACUCAACUAGCAGCCAAGCGACGAAUGUGACCUCAAUGAACUCAUCUUCGAUGACCCAACACAACACCACAUUCGCCGAUAAUGCCAACAAUACGUCCUAUACAUGGCCAUCUGCAACGGAUGAAUCGUACAGUGACUUGGAUUUCCAGUCAUCUUCCGUAUUUGUUGGUUCUAAUUCAACGCUGCCUACAGAUAGGAAAGCAGCGAACGGAAAUGGAAUUGGAAAUGAAGGUGGGUGGUCGGUUGAUGGUAGCUAUGACACCACUGAAGGCGCACUUGAUAAUUGCACUACACCAACAAACAGUUUGUUUGAUAUUGCCUUAACGACAACGGGAAAGAGUCGCGUUGCUGUUGCUGAGAACGGGGAUGAUAUCAACUUUGCUUUGAUCGAUAGUGCGGAAACGGCUAUGGGCGGUGACAAUGAUUACGAAACAGUAGAGGGUUUUAAUGGUGGUGUUGACGAAGUUGAUCGCCUACCGGACGAAGGUACUGAUUUUAUUCGACAUUCCAGCGCAUUAGACAGUUUCGGAUCGAUAAGAAACGAAUCGUAUUACCCGAGUUUCGAUGGCGGCGGGACGAGCGUGGCGACCGUGAGAAAGGGCGUAACUGGUGGCGCGGGCGAUAAGAGUGGUAGUUCAUUCAUGCUGAUGCUUGAAGACUUUGGCGAUUAUUUUUUUAAUUUUAACGGAACCGGCAGCGGGGUCGGUGAUGGUGUCGCGUUUUCGGAUACACAAUCUACAAUAAGCACUUUAAAUGCGACCGACUUCCUUACACGAACUAAUUGCUCAAAUAUAACGGAUUUGUGUGUGGAGCCAUAUGAUGAAAUUGUUCCGAAUUAUUGGGCGCUUACGUUGAUGGUGUUUCCUUUGCUGACAUUGUUCGGUAAUAUUUUAGUGAUCCUUUCAGUGUGCCGCGAACGAUCCUUACAAACGGUUACGAAUUAUUUUAUCGUGUCUUUGGCAAUAGCCGAUCUACUAGUUGCUGUCGUGGUGAUGCCGUUUGCGGUUUAUGUUUUGGUGAAUAGAGGACGUUGGGAUCUUCCGGGGUUCAUAUGUGAUUUUUAUAUAGCUAUGGAUGUGAUAUGUUCAACAUCAUCGAUCUUCAAUCUAGUGGCGAUAUCGAUAGAUCGGUAUAUUGCUGUGACGAGACCCAUAGAAUAUGCGAAACACCGGAACAGUCCACGUGUUUGCCUGACUAUCCUAUUCGCCUGGGCAAUUUCAGCGGCUAUCGGUCUACCAAUAGUUUUGGGCCUCAACAACACACCUGAUCGCGUUCCGCAACUUUGUAUAUUCUACAACAGUUUGUUCAUUCUUUGCUCUUCGUUAAGCAGUUUCUACAUUCCCUGUACAAUAAUGGUUUUCCUAUACUGGAAUAUUUUCAGGGCACUGAAUAUGCGAGCCAAGAAGCAACGCGCCGCGCGGAGGCCGCACCUAUCGGAGCUGACGGGUGGCAGCGUCAUUGAGAAUGUAGCACAAACGCGCCGGCUGGCCGAAACGGCGCUGGGCAGCGACAGGCACGCGGUCCGCAUAAUUCCUGACGAGCCGGCGACGAACACAGCGUCGGGGUCAAACGAGGAAGAGGAGGAGCCCGGCGGUGGUGCCAUAUCGCCGGACAUCGACGAUUGCCAUGUCAUCGUCAAUGACAAAUCCACAGAAUUUAUGCUAGCCACCGUAGUGGAGGAGACUGGCAUUGUUGUUGCGCAGAUCAGCAGUCCACCACAACUUGUGGUGGCCGAUCCAAAUGGUAAUCAUGAUUCUGGUUAUGCACCCUCAAACGUUGACGAUGUCCUUGCAGGCGCAGCCGCCGAUUCGUCGCCGCCGGAUAGCCCGGAGCCUAGUGGGACAUACAAACGGUCCAGUGUGAGCAGCAGUAGACGCAACACCGCUACUGGUGAUUCACCCAUCAAACGGGAGCCCUCCCUCAGUGUUGCGAUGAAGCCGCUGUCCUUCGUCCGCUGCGGGGUCCAAGAACCAAUUACACUGGCACGCAACGAUUCCACACUUUCAGCAGCGUCGAAGAGCUCUUCGCGUAAGGACAAGAAAAACUCGCAGGCCUCGAGGUUCACAAUAUACAAAGUACACAAAGCUUCGAAGAAAAAGCGCGAAAAGUCGUCGGCGAAGAAAGAGCAGAAAGCCACCAAAACUCUCGCCAUCGUUCUGGGUGUCUUCCUGGUUUGCUGGUUGCCAUUCUUCACGUGCAAUGUCUCGGAUGCUGUCUGUGCUAUGUUGAGCAUAAGCUGGCGGCCAGGCGUCACCCUCUUCAUAUUCACCACCUGGCUGGGCUACAUCAACAGCUUCGUCAAUCCCAUCAUCUACACGAUCUUCAACCCAGAGUUCCGCAAAGCAUUCAAAAAGAUCAUGCACUUAGGGUGAUUAACAUCAUCGCUGAUCGGACUAGUCUGCGCUAAAGUAAACGCGUACGUGCAAAGUAAUAAGCACAUAUACAUUUUUAUAAUGAUAACGGUGGAAGAGGGCAAAAUAUUUCUUCAUUAUAAUAGCAAUAACAAAAACUAUAACUAUACUAAUACACGCAUUGCCCGUCGCAGCGACAAGAGUCAUAAGCAUUACUUCGCGAUUUUAUAGACGACAACCCGCACAUGCAAAAAACUCAACAACAACAACUUAUAAAUAUAGACACAUACAUAUACUAAUCAUAAUAACUUUAGAGUAGCUCUAGGUAAAAGUUAAGAUAUCCAAAUGAAAUUGAAGACUUUUGGUCGAUCUUAAUUGCCGCCUACAUUUGCUAUAUUUACAUUUGGAAUAAAUAUGGAGGUGCAAAAUAUUCAUAUGUAUAGCAGAGAACUUAGUAAAUGUAGUGCCUCUAGCUGUACAGAGAGUAAUGGUGGAUCAGGUAAUUUCACAUCUAGGCUUAACGGAAUCAGUUUGUAAAUAUAUAUACCCAAAUGCUAACAAAUUGGCAUUAUACUCCAUUUUGUCCUGUGUACAAUAUGGCGGACGAAUACGUAAGUAUAAUAGAAAGAGAGAGAGCAAAAGGUGCGCUUUUGAGCAAAGACAACGUAAAAGCUUUCAAGCUCUUUAAUCAAGUCUCACCGAAAACGUUUUUCUUUCUCCUCUUUCUGCUAAAUUUGUGAAGAGAGUUGUUUAUGUAUUCCCAUCUUAAGUAAUAAUCAAUUAGGCUGUACUCUACUUUGUUUACAAUUUGCUAAAUAAUUUGCUGAUUGACUCAAUUAAGACGCUUUUAAGCCAAUAUAAACACAUGCGCUGUUUUCGGUACGUGGUUACUCUGAUGAGUAUCUCGCAGUAACCAUUUUUCUUGUCAAAGAAAUUUACAUGCAAAUGAAUAUCCGGAUACCUCAAUGAAGUAGUAUAUCCGCUCAAUCCUAGCAAGUUUUCUUUCACAUAUUUCAGACUAGUUUUUCUAUCUAAUUAAAAGAAAAUAUAAAUUUUUUGUAUUGAUUUUUAAAACUUAAGACUUGAAAUAGAUUACAAUUAUUUAUAGAUAACUUUAGGAUCGAACACUUUAUCCAACAAAGAAAGAAGCGCGACACCAAUUUGAAAAUCGAUAUAGUUUCUUCGAUCCAACGCCUGACGUAUCAAAUAGUAGAAACAUAUUCAGGUUUUGUUCCUUAUUUAGCAUUCUGGGAGCUCUUUAGCCAACAACCAUCCACCAUAUUGUACACACAUAUGUAUAUACAUAUGUACAUUACGAAGCAUAUGAGGGAAAUUAAAGUGCUUCCCCAGCAUAGCGCUAUAAUGUUAAGAAGAUAACUUAUUUUCCAAAAGAGUAAUACACCAAGAGCGCAUAAGCAUAGAACUUCUUAAGUAAUUAGGUAAUCAAAUUUCUCACGCUAGUAAAAGUAAAAAAAAAUUAUGAAUAUCAUCGAGCCAGAUUUCUAGCCUCAUUUCUCAAUUUUUAUUCAAGUCGAACAUAUCACCAAACCAACUUACAAUGAAUUUCGUAUAAACUCGAACACAAACCAACGAUAGUUUCACAUAUCUAGAGAACGGGCGAAUCCUUGAACAAUAAAAAACAAUUAUCAAAACGAAAUUUUGUAAAAUCGGUUUACCAAAUGGCUUGUAAACUUUAUACAUACAUAAAUCAAUACUCGUAGGCUAUAAUUCUUACUUGAAGCAUGAAAGCGCUGGUUGUCAUAACAGCACUAGUUAAGUCUAAUAAAUUUACUAAAAUGAAACUGAUUUCUUAGAUACAUACAUACAUACGUACAAGUAUGCGAUGCUGCAAAAAGAAGCCCCAGCAAAGCGUCCCGUAUCUCAAAUUCGAGAAAAUAUUGCCUCAUCCCUCUGAAAGAUAUUGCCAGAUUUUCAAAAAAUCACCGAAAAUCGGUUUCUCUUUCGGAGUUUAAAAAUGGCAAAGCAAAAUGAGCCCCACUGCGAGACUUUUGCGGCGAUUUCUUUGAGCGGUUCCGGUAAUAUAGCGUACGUAAAUAAAAGAUAAACUAGUAAAACUCGAAAUGAAAGCAAUUAGAAGAACUUAGUUACUUAAUAAGACCUACUAAGUGCAAAAUACAUUAUAUCAUACCAGAUGGCAUGAAAUUAGUUGAGUUAAUUAUGGAACAAUUAAUCUAAAUGAAUAAUCAAAACUCAUAAGAAAUAUCAGGGUACUCAAGUAAAUCAAAUAAAUAAUCAUAAUUAACAAAUUAACAGUUAUAGCAAAUGUAAAUGUAUAUAUGCAUAAUUAAGUUGCGACUAAGAGACAAUGUACCGUGUUAAGCAUGUGUGUACAGUUAGCUGUUAAGUAUACUUAUAUGUAUGUAGCUAAUUCCAAUGCCGCUGCAGAGGCAAACAUAGAAUUUGUUCAGUUUUAAUGACCGUCCUCUCAAUUGUUUCUAUGCGACAAAUAAUUAAUUAUACACAAAACAACAAAUACAUAAGUACAUACAUGUAUAUAUAUAAAUAUAUACUCUUACAAUUAAACUAAAAACUAAAUAGAAAAUGUUUAACUUUAAGGAAGCCAGAAAUCUCGCUGGAGAAAAUGUAAAAAACAAAAUAAAACAAUAACUGCAAAGAAAGUAGCGAGCGAGAAUAGCGGUAAAUGCUCAACACUUUUGUACUUUCCUAUAAUUUUGUUACGCGAUUGCAUAAAUCAAUUUACGGUAUUUGUGUUUAGACUUAAACUACUCAUACUUAGGCGUACAGAGUUGUUAGCGUGUAUGCAAAUGUAAGCAUUUAAGUGACAAAUAGUUAAGCGAUUGACUCUAAAUAGACGUAAGGCCCCCACUCAGUUACGUACCUAGCGAAGACAUGGCGACAAACCUGAACCCCCACACACACACAUACAAACACUGUGUAUGUGCAUGUAAAUACAGCUGGUACAAGUGCACAUAUACCUAUUCAUAUAUACAUAUAUAUACAUAUAAGUAAGUAUAUAGAUACAUAUGUAUGUACAUAGAUAAAUGAAGUAUGCAUUGCGGUGGGUAGCAUAAAUUCUUCCAAAAGAGACGCUUAUUAAAUUUAAAUAUGUUAAUUGAUUGUAAUUAAUUACUAAAUUAUGUAUGUUCAACGCAAAUAUAACUCAUUUAACGUGUGUGUAUGUAGUUGAGUUGUGUUGGUGAGCAACUUUUUCGAAUAAUUAAGUGUGGUUUUACUAGAAUUACACACACGCACACACAUAAAUACAUAAUACAUACAAAUAUACAUAUGUAAAAUGAAAAAUUGUUUUCGCCACACACACACACACACACCCACACUUAUAAAAAAACAAGACUUCAUAACACACACACAGCCAUGCGCGUUUUUUUCCUUAUUCACUUAACAAAUAUAACGGUAUGGCACGCCAUUUUUAUCUGGCUUACACACACAUACACAUACACACAUAUAUGUAUAUUCAUUAUAGUAGAAUCGUUGAAAAAUCAAGUAUGUAUUAAGCAAAAUGAGCGCAGGGUAUUAGUAAUAUUAUUGUUUAUAAAGAAAUUUGAAUUUGUUAAAAACAAAAACAAAAACAAAAACACAAACAACAUGUUGCAAUGCUAUGUUAAGGAUUUUGAAAUAUAUAUAUAUUGAGUAACGGUGGUAUGAAAUAUUGUAAUCCCAUUAAUAAAUUAAAAUUCAUUAUCAAAAGAUGAGUCACAUAAGUAUCAAUAAAAGCCAAAUAAAAUACUAUUUAAA
This is a messenger RNA of Bactrocera neohumeralis, 7745 nucleotides long. RefSeq names its product dopamine D2-like receptor (gene Dop2R). Gene Ontology annotation, biological process: adenylate cyclase-activating adrenergic receptor signaling pathway. Gene Ontology annotation, molecular function: G protein-coupled receptor activity; dopamine neurotransmitter receptor activity, coupled via Gi/Go. NCBI's taxonomy places the organism in Eukaryota, Metazoa, Arthropoda, Insecta, Diptera, Tephritidae. Bases 1479 to 4031 code for a protein of 850 amino acids. The record is from RefSeq and is a predicted model, not a curated record. The transcript is spliced from 11 exons. Gene Ontology annotation, cellular component: membrane.